Molecule: messenger RNA, 841 nt
Organism: Paralichthys olivaceus (Japanese flounder)
Lineage: Eukaryota; Metazoa; Chordata; Actinopteri; Pleuronectiformes; Paralichthyidae
Source: RefSeq, a predicted model, not a curated record
UUGUUGUUGUUGUUCUCAGCUGGUUCACAUCACCAUGGUAACAGACGCUGAUGUCAAACCUCUGACCAAUCAGGAACACAGAGCUGCAGCUGUGAGCAGGUUACACACCUGUAGAUUUCACUCCCAUGUUUGACCUCAGAGAUCCGCUCCAGGUGCAUGCUGGGCCACAACCAGACAACCCCGCCCCCCAAUCCCUUCAUGGACGUCAACUGUCGCGCUCAGACGUCUGGGAGGUCAGAGCCGCUCGCCAUUCGCUCGUUCCUCACCUGCGGACAUGUCGCUCAGCAGCAGCUCGGCCCCCAGCCCCCCCUGGAGGAACAACAGCUUCAUCCUGGGGAGUGGCAGAGACCCUCCCCUGUCCGACCAGGGAGAGACCAUCAUCGGAGUCUACCUGCUGCUGCUGGGUUGGUUGUCCUGGUUUGGAAACAGCAUCGUCCUCUUCGUCCUGUACAGACAGAGAAACACGCUGCAGCCCACAGACUACCUGACCUUUAACCUCGCCAUCUCCGACGCCAGCAUCUCAGUGUUUGGAUACUCCAGAGGCAUCAUCGAGAUCUUCAACGUGUUCCAAGACAGCGGCUACCUUAUCUCCUCCAUCUGGACCUGCCAGGUGGAUGGCUUCUUCACGCUGGUGUUCGGUCUGAGCAGCAUCAACACUCUGACAGUGAUCAGCGUCACACGUUACAUUAAAGGAUGUCACCCGAGCAGAGGUCAGAGUCUGAACCAUGAUCACUGUCCAACCAGCAGGGGGCGCUGUCUCCACUUACAUACAAACUAAUGUCUGGGGGACAAGUUGGACAUGUCUUUGGAAUAAAUCCAGUAAAUUGUGGUGUGAAUGUUU